Molecule: messenger RNA, 3228 nt
Organism: Lepisosteus oculatus (spotted gar)
Lineage: Eukaryota; Metazoa; Chordata; Actinopteri; Semionotiformes; Lepisosteidae
Gene: lmcd1
Product: LIM and cysteine-rich domains 1
Molecular function (GO): zinc ion binding
Source: RefSeq, a predicted model, not a curated record
UCAUGUCUUUUAAGGAGGCUGGGUGUUCCCGAAUAGUACAACAAAAAAGAGCGAAAGAAGGAAAAGAGCAAAAAAUAUGAAGCGUUUCUAUUGGGUAAAAUAAUGUCAGUUUAUCGUAAUUGGCUGGCAAAGUUAUGUCGGGAUUCCCACCCUCGUAUUAAAACAACCUAAGAACGGGCAGGCAACAGACUACAACUGCAAGCAAGGUGGUAAUAGCUGAGCACUGAAGAGGGAGAUACGACAAAUACUCUUUAACUGCAAAUAAAAAGUGCUUCUAAUGGAUCUCAGCACUGGAAUGCAAAAGAUGUCCAUGGGGCAGCAGCCAGCAGGAAGGGGUGCGCCUUGUUUGAGAUGUAAAGGGAUCUGCUCUGGAUUCCAGCCACAUUCCUGGAGGAAAGAAUGUAAGCUGUGCCACUGUAUCCAGGAGGAUCACAGCCUGAGCUCAGAUCUAGAAGAUGACCGGAAGAUUGGCCAACUGCUGGCUGAUUCCAAGUACGUCCACCUGACUGCUCGGGUGAAAGGAAGUGAUGGUCUGAGGGUGUACAAGAGGAACCGGAUGAUCAUCACCAAUCCCAUUGUGUCAAGGAAAGACCCCACAUUUGACACUAUCACCUAUGAGUGGGCUCCUCCAGGGUUGACACAGAAGCUGGCAAUUCUUUACAUGGAACUGAUUCCACAAGAGAAACGUCCUGUGGCAGGCACAGAGGGGGCCUUCUACCGGCGCAGGCAGUUGAUGAGGCAGCUCCCUCUGUACGAUCAGGACCCUGCUCAGUGUCAGGGGCUGUCUGCAGGAGAGGAAAAGGCCAUGGCAGAGUUUGUCAAGGCCUACAAAGAUGGGGCACUUGGUGUGGGGGAAGUUGCGCUUCCAAGAGAAGCAGGCCACGCAAAGGAAGAUGGGAAACAGGUGCAGAAAAAUGGGAAGACCCCUCGGGACCCCAGCUCUGCAUCAAAUGGUACUGUUGCAGAUGGCCUCAAGAAAACAGAUUACCAUUGUGAUCACUGCAAGAAGGCUGCCCCCAGUGACCACCCUGUGGUGUAUGCAGACCGAGCAGGCUAUGAGCGGGUCUGGCACCCAUCCUGCUUCAUGUGCUACCAGUGUGGGGAAGCCCUGGUGGAUCUCAUCUAUUUCUGGAAGAACGGCUCCCUGCUAUGUGGCCGCCAUUACUGCCAGACUGUCAGACCACGCUGUGCUGGCUGUGACGAGCUAAUCUUCUCAGAGGACUACCUGCAAAGAGAGGGCAACGCAUGGCACAGGAACCACUUCUGCUGCUCGGAGUGCGAUCAGCCCCUGACAGGCUUGACCAUCAACCUGUGCCAGGGGCGCUCAUUGUGCCCUGCGUGUGCCCAGCGGGCCAAAUCAGUGUAGAGCCUAAGAAGUCUCCAAAGCAUCCGUCUCCCCACGUGUCCAUUUCCACUGGAGCACUUAGACCAGACACAGGCUCCCUGCAGAAGGAUGGGGGUCAUUUUGGGCCUAACAGGCAUCCAAACCAUUUGGCUUUCUGGUUUAUUUAGUGGCGACAGAGGCACGCAAAAGUUAAAUCGCUUUUAACCUCAAAAGUUUCCUUUUAUUUUCUCAUUUUCUUAAACUGCACAAUUUGCGCGCUUGAAGUUUCGGAGGAGUACAGAAAAUCUUUUUCUUUUUCCCAGGGUGCUAUUAGAUGUACAUUUUGUUCUUACUUGCAAAAAAGUAGAAAAGGUACAGCUUCUAUUCUGACCGAGAGUUGCUUUCAGUUGUUUAUGUUGGUGAAAUUGAAUUUUGCAGUCUGUUUUAAUGCAUUUGUUUAAUUGUGCAAUGGAAUUUGACAGUAUUUGUUUGAUCUGACAGGAGAAGAAAAAAAAUGUACUUACAUGCAAUGUUUCGGGAAAUGAUUUACCUAGAUUUAUGACUAAGCUAUGACGCAAUCUUGGACAAUACCAUAAAGUCACAAUAUAAAACUAUCUCUCAAUAUAAUAAUAAUGGUAUCAUACAGUUGUUAUUAUGGUAAAAUAAUACAUAGUCAUUGUUUUUCUGGAUCAAAAUCUAAGAAGCUCUUAUCAAUAAACAAGAUAAACUUAAAAAAUGCUGAACAAUUUAGCUUGCUGUAAAUAUUUUUUUUUCUCAUUUGUGGACCACAGUAUGUUGUCUCAGCAUUUGAGAAACUAUAUUCCGAGUUGUUUAAAUUGUAACUUGAACUUUAACAGAAACAGACAAUUGUACUUGAUCCAAACCUAAAAUGUGCAGCACAGAGACGUUAUGGUGUGUGAGAAGUCCAGAAAAACAUAAACACAGAUGUCCAGUUGUUAAAGACAGAUGUUUCAACCUUGAAGAGUUGAAAAUGAUAUGGAAAAUCUUCUCAGCCUUCCUGUCAAAUAGGGAAUUGGCUUUGUUAUUUUGUUGAAAGUGUUACAGUGCUUAUUUAUUUUCUAAUAUUAAAUUAAAACUGGUUAAUUUAUGAUUGUAAUGAGAAGCGUUUGGGUAAGAUUUAAGAUUAUUCUCUCCCCUACAUAACUUUUCUCUCAUAAAACCUUACUUUUAUAUAGUAACUUUCAUAGUACAUCAUCUCAAGCUAACAGUACAAUCCUAUGCUAUGGGGGCAUGUUGUACAUUGCCUAGGUUUCUAAAUACCAUUAUUGGGUGUCCAAAUUGAAAAAUAUUUGUUCAAAAAUGCCUUUUUGUAAUAUUGCAUUCACAGUUAAAAAGUCAGAAAAGGCUUUCUUUCUAAGGCAAUGGACUUUCACUUCCUACACUCAUAAAAUCCUUAACUUUUUAGAAGACCUUUUAUCCUUAAGGUAGUAGUGUGCAUGAUGUACAGUACAAUGUCCUAUUAAGUAGUUUCUACUAGUUGCAUUGCAUAGAAUGUUUUCAAUAACCUUCUAUUGUUACUUGUUGUACACUUAUUUUAAUCCAGUAGCAUAAAGAAAAGUUAUUGUGUGAAGCUAUCAAUGAGGAAGUGUACAAGUGAAGAAAGCUAUUGUCAGACCAUGCCGAAAACCCAAGGGAAAAAGACAAUCCAAAAGUAGUAUAAUGCCCACCUAUGAUCGUAUACAUGGGGCAUCAUGUGAUUCCAAAUAAUUCAUUGUUAGGAUCUGGGAAAGUGAAAUAAAGGUGUGCUAAAGAAGUAACUCUGUAAGAUUUCUGUUAAAGGUUCCAUUUUUGCCAUAUCAUUCUGCAACACAACUGGCAGCCCACUGAAGCUAAGCUGGUGUGAGCCUGGUCAGUACCUGGAUGGGAAACCUCCUUGGAAAAAC